Hylaeus volcanicus is the source of this 1622-nucleotide messenger RNA. RefSeq names its product transcription factor BTF3 homolog 4 (gene bic). The transcript is spliced from 4 exons. Bases 187 to 747 code for a protein of 186 amino acids. Lineage: Eukaryota; Metazoa; Arthropoda; Insecta; Hymenoptera; Colletidae. The record is from RefSeq and is a predicted model, not a curated record. Gene Ontology annotation, cellular component: nascent polypeptide-associated complex; cytosol.
AAUCUGGUCACACUGAAGCGUACACUUCCAUUUUCUCGACCCUUUCGGCGAAUAGAGAGCACGUGUUUGCUUGCCGGUCGCGUUCAACUAAUUCUAUCGUGCAAAAGUUUCCCGUCAGACUUUCAGUCUGUUCGAUUCUGGUGACGGAAGGUCGAAAGCUUCUGAUCGUCGUAGAGGCAGGUUAACAUGAAUCCUGAAAAGUUGAAGAAGCUACAGGCUCAAGUACGAAUCGGCGGUAAGGGAACACCCCGACGCAAGAAGAAGGUUGUGCACGCGACUACUGCCACAGAUGAUAAAAAACUACAAAGUUGUUUGAAAAAGUUAUCCGUGAACACAGUUCCUGGCAUAGAGGAGGUUAAUAUGAUCAAGGAUGACGGUACCGUCAUUCAUUUUAAUAAUCCAAAAGCUCAGGCUAGUCUGUCUGCCAACACAUUUGCCAUUACUGGUCAUGGUGACAACAAACAAAUAACUGACAUGCUACCAGGAAUAAUAAGCCAAUUGGGACCUGAAGGAGUUACACAGUUGAAACGAUUAGCGAGUACGGUUUCUAGUAGCACGGUUGGUAAAGCAACGUUGGAAGAGGACGAUGAGGUGCCUGACUUAGUGGAGAAUUUUGAUGAAGCUAGUAAAGAGGAGGUUGCCCCUAAAAAGGAAACAGAUGAAAGUGAUAAAGCAGCUGGUGACAAAAAAGAAGCUGUUACGAAUGAUGAAAAGAAAGAAGCCCCUUUAGCCACGCCUGAAGCUUAAAGCAUUCAGUAUCAAGCUAUUUCGUAUUACAACAUACAGUUGUAACUGACAAGUUGAGAUAUACAAGUUGCGAAAAGCAACGCGUAAACGAAGUAUCACUAUACAUACGUUAUAAAUAUUUGACAUACCCUAUGAUAAUGCUAUAUAAGUAACAGUUAUUAAGAAAUAAAACGAGCUGUUACAGAAAUCAAAAGUUUCUAUGGAAGAUGUUCUUUACUGUGUUGCAUUUGCUAAUUGUAGAUUUUGAUUUGAAGCAGCUGAAAUGAUCUUACUCUUCCCGAGUUAACAAUACUGUUAAUCGUGUACGAGACCCGGUGUUCGAAUUUUAAGCAUUUAAUUUCGAUUGUUCAUUCAUGCGAAGCACGAUGUAAAAUUACGAUUUUAUUCAUAAACACUUUCUUCAUUGUCGUGUUGAGUUCGUAUGCGUUCUUGUUUGACGAUAACGAACUCAAAGAAUCUGUAGGAAUAUCGAUUAGUAAAAUAAAAUAAAGUUUCCGGCAAGUGGUAAUAGUACCCUUCCAAUAAUUUGCAGUGACGUUACACAGACGGAAAAAAAUUUAUAUAGAGUAUAACAAGAGUAAAACAAAAAAAUGCGUGAACUAUUAAGUCACCUCUAUUUUAAUUGAUGGAGUCAAUAACGGUUACGGAUAAGAGCAGUUUUUUGCAGCAGCUUUCCAGCGUGGAAAAUGGGGUGCAAUAUUUUGUAAUGUAAACUAUGGAAUAAAUUCAUUUGCUGGAAAUGCGGGUUUCUACUUAAAAUCUCAUGUUUUUCUGAUACAUUGUAAUCGUAAUUUGUCAAUAUUUAUAUUUUCAUCGAUAGAAUAGAUCUGUAAUAACAGUGUAAUUAUGGAAAUAUACUAAUAAGAGCCACUAUG